Paramormyrops kingsleyae is the source of this 1507-nucleotide messenger RNA. NCBI's taxonomy places the organism in Eukaryota, Metazoa, Chordata, Actinopteri, Osteoglossiformes, Mormyridae. The record is from RefSeq and is a predicted model, not a curated record.
UGAUUAAUUGAACCUGGGGUUUAUUUGCAUUGAAUAAUGUGUUUUAUUAUUACAGGGCAGGAAGCAGUUGAUUUGAAUUCCAUAUUUAAUGAGUGAUGGUUUGGGCAUUUUCCCACGCGACUAAUUCGGGGGAACCAGCGGAGGGACGAAACCGGCUAUCAAGUGAAAGGUGAUAGCCCACUUGCAAAAAUGUGUUAGUGCCUUUCUAGGUUAGCUUAGAAGAUUUACUUUAGCUUCCUGUCUCACACUGACCCCCCCCCCCCAUCCUCCAGAGACCUGCAGCUGGUGGAGAAUCAGACACGGUGCUUCUUUGCAAGCUUUCAAAACAUGCCGCAGCCUGAAGACACCGAAUUCAACGCUGGUGACUGGGGCUCGCUAAUGGACCAGACCGUGGUGUUGAUUACCGGCUGCUCCUCCGGCAUCGGGCUCAGUCUGGCCGUGCGGCUGGCCUCUGACCCCUCCAAGAUCUACAAAGUUUACGCCACCAUGCGAGAUCUUGCCAAGAAGAAGCGCUUGAUGGACUGUGUUAAGGACUCCCACAAGGACACAAUGGACGUUCUCCAGAUGGACAUCACCCACCACCAGUCCAUCCUGGACGUCAGGGACGGCAUUAAAGAAAAACGCGUCGACAUUCUGGUGUGUAACGCUGGGGUGGGGCUGGUAGGCCCCCUGGAGUCCCAGUCCAUGGAGAUGAUGAGGCAGAUCCUGGAGGUCAAUGUCCUGGGCACCAUCCGGACCAUCCAGACCUUCCUGCCCGGGAUGAAGGCGCGAGGAUCCGGCCGCGUUCUAGUGACAGGCAGCAUCGGAGGGCUGCAGGGUCUCCCGUUCAACGAGAUCUACUGUGCCAGCAAGUUUGCAGUGGAGGGCGUCUGCGAGAGUCUGGCCAUCCUCCUGCAGCACUUUAACAUCCAUGUCAGCCUGAUUGAGUGCGGCCCAGUCAACACGGACUUCCUGGCCAACCUGCGGCGGACCGAGCCAGGGGACGCCUCGCUGUCGCAGGCGGACGCUCGCACCCGCGCCCUGUACGCGACGUACCUCCAGCACUGCGACACCAUGUUCCAGGACGCCGCGCAGGAGGCCGGGGACAUCGUGCAGGUCUUCCUGGAAGCUAUCGAGGCCCAGAGCCCCGCUCUGCGUUACUACACCAACAGCGCCCUACUGCCCCUGACCACUCUGAAGCUGGCCGCGCGGGACGGCUCGCAGUACGUCAAGGCCAUGAACAAGUUCAUAUUCUCCAUCGACAAGGCGGGAGACUGCUGAGUGUCCCCACUGCAGACAGCAAUCAGUUUAACUUGUCAAUUACAGGGCAACCGCUGUAGCGUCCCUCUGCUGCAUGACACAUUAUGCAUGUGUGAGUAAAGAAAAACAAAAGUGUCUUUUAAUACCGCAGUUGAAGGGUGUUCAUUGUUUCUGUAGAUUCAGCUGGAAAUUAGCUGAAGUGAUGACACUUCUCCCGAAGAAGUGACUUCGGCAGCUCAGAAAAUAAAGUGUCGAUUGUUCAUUUGCA